Molecule: messenger RNA, 402 nt
Organism: Botrytis fragariae
Lineage: Eukaryota; Fungi; Ascomycota; Leotiomycetes; Helotiales; Sclerotiniaceae
Exons: 1
Coding region: 1-402 (133 amino acids)
Source: RefSeq, a predicted model, not a curated record
AUGCCUGCCGUUAUUCCGAUAAUUUGUGCCGGAAAUCUGUCAGGGAAGGGAGAAUAUCUUAAUUGUAACAUUGACUGGGACAUUUUACUGAAAUCUUCUCUCAUCUACUUUACUAUUGUGGGACUCAUUGUCAUCUUUAUGUACUCGAUAGACUGGACUGUCCUUGCAAUUGAAAUGUGUCAGGAGAAUCGAAAGAAGAAAAAGGAGGCCGCCAAGAGAGAAUGCCCGCCGCUGUUGAAUCCACCAAAUUCGCAAGACGCACCUGAGGAGGCUCACGAGAGACAAGGCGAGAAUGUAUCGAAUGAUAAACUGCAAGGCGAGCAGGAGAAAGGCAUCACAGAAAAAGGUCCGGAGUUUCCUGAAGAGAUGCGACAGACAAACUACGGUACAAUUACCAUUUAG